Messenger RNA from Myiozetetes cayanensis, 1296 nucleotides. Its product is annotated as angiopoietin-4-like. Bases 1 to 1296 code for a protein of 431 amino acids. NCBI's taxonomy places the organism in Eukaryota, Metazoa, Chordata, Aves, Passeriformes, Tyrannidae. The transcript has 6 exons. The record is from RefSeq and is a predicted model, not a curated record.
AUGGAACCCCCGGGUUUCCCCCCGCGCCGACCAUUCCUGCUCUCCCUGCUGCUGGUGGCGUCCUCCCUGCGCUUUUCCCUGGGGAAAUCCCUGCCCGCGGGGCCCGGGGACGGCGAGGGGGCUGCGGGGCUGAUCCGGUGCGGGGAGUACUCCAACCAGGUGCUGCCCGACGGGCGCUGCCGCAUCGUGGCCACGCUGCCCCAGGGCGACGAGCGCCGCUGCCCAGACCUGUUCCGCUGCACCGACGAGGUGUCCUACUGGCUGCACGAGAACGAGGAGCGCAAGCAGCAGCUGCUCGAGCUGCGGGAGCUCCUCGGCGAGCUCCAGGAGGAGCUGCGCGGCCACCGGCACCGCCUCAAGGCGCUGGAGAUGCAGCAGGAGGAGGCGCGGGGCGGGAACCAGAGCGUGGUGCGGCGGCUGCAGGAGCUGGAGCAGCGGCACGGCGAGUCCAGCGCCCUCCAGCACAUCCAGGCCACCCUCCUGUACGACAUCCAGGCCCAGCUCAACAACCUCUCCGCCCUCGCAGAGUGGGCGUGGGGGAACCACGCGUGUGCCGGGCCCGCGGAGAUGCGGCUGCACGAGGAGAUGGACCCCGCGGAGCCGCGGCCCCCCCGGCACUGCCCCAUCGACUGCGCCUCUGUGUACUCGAACGGGCUGAGGAGAUCGGGCACCUACAGCGUCCUGCCCGCCCUCCGCGGGCUGCCCCUGCUCGUGCUCUGCGACAUGGACACCGAGGGGGGUGGCUGGACGGUGAUCCAGCGGCGCCAGGACGGCUCCGUGGAUUUCAACCGCACGUGGGGCGAGUACCGGGACGGCUUCGGCGAGCUGAGCGGCGAGUUCUGGCUGGGCAACGACAACAUCCACCGCCUCACCAGCCAGGGCGACUACUCGCUGCGCAUCGACCUGGAGGACUGGAACAACAAGCACAAGCACGCCUUCUACCAGCUCUUCAGGAUCGAGGACGAGGAGAACCUGUACCGGCUGCACGUGGACGGCUUCAGCGGCACCGUGGAGGAUUCCUUCGCCUGGUACCACGACAAGAGGAGCUUCAGCACCCCGGACUCGGGGAACAUCUGCGCAGAGAUCUCCCACGGCGGGUGGUGGUACCACCAGUGCUUCUUCUCCAACCUCAACGGCGUCUACUACAAGGGUGGGAGAUACUCCCUGCGGAACCGGCGGAUGCUGGGGCCGGACGGGAUCGUGUGGUACUCCUGGAAGGACACGGAUUAUUAUUCCCUGCGCAAGGUGGUGAUGAUGAUCCGGCCCCGCGCGUUCCGGCCCCACCUCUCCCCCUGA